AUGAGUAUGAAUCUGCUUUUUCAAAAUGUCUUUGUUAUACUUUUAUUCACAUCUCUGGUGGGUGCAAGUAUUCCUAUCGUCGUCAGCACUUGGCCUUGGCCCCAAGUAGCUGAUACCGCUUGGCAGGAAUUGUCAGAUUCUCCUUCACAAUCCGCCGCUCUUGAUGCAGUACAAGCAGGAUGUACGCGAUGUGAAGUCGAUCAAUGUGAUGGCUCUGUAGGAUAUGGCGGUUCACGCGACGAAAGCGGAAAAACUACACUGGAUGCUAUGAUUAUGGACGGUACCACUAUGAACGUCGGUGCUGUGGGUUCACUGAGAAGAAUUAAAAAUGCAAUCGGAGUUGCGAGAGCUGUUUUCGACCACACUAGUCACACAUUAUUGGUAGGAGAUCAGGCUACUAGUUUUGCAGUCAAGAAUAGAUUGCUAGAGGAGUCACUUUCGACCAAUUCGUCAGUUGAAGCAUGGAAUAAGUGGAAAACUGGUAACUGUCAACCAAAUUAUCGCAACAACACUACACCUGACUCAAAAAAGUUUUGUGGACCUUAUGUUCCAACCGUAAAAAUGCAGAACACGCGUAACCAAUUUGUAUCUGAUAAAUAUAAUAUUUUAGGUAAUCACGAUACCAUUGGAAUAUUGGUCAUAGAUAAGAUCGGAAAGAUAGCUUCAGGAACAUCAACAAAUGGCAAACAUUUCAAAGUCCCGGGAAGAGUUGGUGAUUCGCCUAUUCCAGGUGCAGGAUCAUAUGCUGACGACACUGCAGGAGGUGCUGCCGCAACCGGUGAUGGAGACAUCAUGAUGCGACUCCUGCCUUCAUACCAACUUGUAGAAAACAUGAGACAAGGAAUGAAACCGUCAGAUGCCGCUAAAGACGCGAUCGAUCGUAUAUUAAAGAGAUACCCUACCUUCAGUGGGGCUUUAAUUGGUGUUAACAUGCGCGGUGAUUACGGAGCUGCGUGUACCGGGUUCAACGAAUUUGAGUAUUGCGUGAGGACAGAGAGCAAACCACAAACCACCACAAAAAAAAAAAACCACAAUUUUUUCUGUCGAUUGUACAAAUGAUUCAAGCAUGACGUCAAUAAAUUUUAUGUUGAUUACAA
Messenger RNA from Styela clava, 1097 nucleotides. Its product is annotated as N(4)-(beta-N-acetylglucosaminyl)-L-asparaginase-like. NCBI's taxonomy places the organism in Eukaryota, Metazoa, Chordata, Ascidiacea, Stolidobranchia, Styelidae. The record is from RefSeq and is a predicted model, not a curated record. Gene Ontology annotation, cellular component: lysosome; cytoplasm. Gene Ontology annotation, biological process: protein deglycosylation. Gene Ontology annotation, molecular function: N4-(beta-N-acetylglucosaminyl)-L-asparaginase activity.